AUGAGCGCCGCCCAGCCCGCUCCCACAUCGACGCAAGCACCCUCAUCCGCCAGACCACCCGUGACGCUCGGGCAAACGACACACCUCGAUCCAGGAGCCUACGUCCGCGGCACUCACGGCAUUACUUUGGGCGAGCAGACUCUCGUGCACCCGCGGGCUCAACUCGUGGCGGUCCACGGCCCACUGUCCAUCGGUGACAGGUGCAUCAUCUCCGAGAAGUGUGUCAUUGGCGGGCCCGUGGCGACAGACAAACCAUCUGAGGGUCCGGAGGGCGCGGGCAGGGGCGCGGGCGGGAGCGGGAGUGACGAAUCGGACCCGGUCAAGACCACGAUUCAUUCAAGGGUCUAUGUCCAUGCCAAUGCGCACGUCCUUGCCGGAGCAGUCAUCAAAGAAGCCGUGGUCAUCGAGCCACAUGUAACCGUUCGUGCGGGCGUGACGGUCGGGUCUCAUGCAAAAAUCUGCGCCGGUGUGACGGUGGAUCGGGAUGUCGAUGACUGGGCUGUGGUCUAUGGGAACGGGGACCUCAAGCGUCAGCGUCGCCGGAAGAGGGACCAAUCUGAAACCGAGCACGCUGAACUCGUGGAGACAAUGAGGCUCAAAGCUAUGGACAAGGAGCGCGAGGGGACCAUGGCCAUUCUCAAGAUGGCGGCCAGGACGGCAACUUUGGCAAAGAAGAAAUAA
This is a messenger RNA of Capronia epimyces CBS 606.96, 681 nucleotides long. RefSeq lists its product as uncharacterized. The coding region runs from base 1 to 681 and encodes 226 amino acids. Gene Ontology annotation, cellular component: dynactin complex. The transcript has a single exon. The record is from RefSeq and is a predicted model, not a curated record. NCBI's taxonomy places the organism in Eukaryota, Fungi, Ascomycota, Eurotiomycetes, Chaetothyriales, Herpotrichiellaceae. Gene Ontology annotation, molecular function: dynein complex binding. Gene Ontology annotation, biological process: mitotic spindle organization.